Molecule: messenger RNA, 2761 nt
Organism: Myxocyprinus asiaticus (Chinese sucker)
Lineage: Eukaryota; Metazoa; Chordata; Actinopteri; Cypriniformes; Catostomidae
Product: sodium-coupled neutral amino acid transporter 9
Exons: 15
Coding region: 96-1742 (548 amino acids)
Biological process (GO): amino acid transmembrane transport
Molecular function (GO): amino acid transmembrane transporter activity
Source: RefSeq, a predicted model, not a curated record
AUACUGUUUCCUUUUUCAAAACAUUUGUUUUGCUCAGCAGAUAGUCGGGUCGUGUGUAGGUUUAGGUAAUGACUCUUUAAGAAAAGCGGAGCAUCAUGGAUGAGGACAGUAAACCGUUACUGGGUUUAGCACACACUGGAGAGUAUUACACCGAUUCACUGGACUCCAAACUAAGGAGGCCGUUCCAUGUGGAGCCCAGGAAUAUUGUGGAUGAUGAUGUUCAGGAGCGGGUGUCUGCUGCAGCGUCGGUGUUGAGCAGUCGAGUUCAUUACUACGGCCGUCUGACCGGCUCUUCUGACAGACUGCUGGUACCUCCAGAUCAUGUGAUCCCGGCUCCUGAAGACAUCUAUAUCUACAGUCCUCUGGGAACAGCAUUCAAAGUGCAGGGAGGAGAAAGUGCUGCCAAAAACCCCAGCAUUGUUACAAUUUUUGCCAUAUGGAACACCAUGAUGGGAACGUCUAUAUUAAGUAUACCCUGGGGAAUAAAACAGUCUGGCUUCACUCUGGGCAUUAUUAUUAUUGUGCUCAUGGGUCUGCUGACACUCUACUGCUGCUACAGAGUAUUAAAGUCCACAAAGUCAAUACCCUAUGUAGAUACCUCAGACUGGGAGUUUCCUGAUGUGUGUAAAUAUUACUUUGGAGCUUUUGGAAAAUGGUCGAGUCUCAUCUUCUCAUUGGUGUCACUGAUUGGUGCUAUGGUGGUUUACUGGGUUCUCAUGUCCAACUUUUUGUUCAACACAGGGAAAUUUAUUUACAACUAUGUUCACAAUGUCAGUGCAUCUGAUUUUGGCACGAAUGGAACAGACAGAGUGGUGUGUCCGUAUCCAGAUUUGGAUCCCGACAAGAACCGCAGUGUUGUGUUUUAUGUGACUGACAACAGCACAGGACAUGACGUGUUUGACCGCUGGUGGAGUAAAACCAACACCAUCCCGUUUUAUCUCAUCAUUCUGCUGCUGCCACUGCUCAAUUUCCACUCUGCAUCGUUCUUCGCCAGGUUCACCUUUCUAGGCACAAUAUCUGUGAUGUAUCUCAUCAUUUUGGUCACCUUUAAAGCUGCUCGACUGGGAUUUCACCUAGAGUUCCACUGGUUUGAACCAUCUACAUUUUAUGUUCCAGAGUUCAGAUCACUGUUUCCUCAGCUGAGUGGAGUUCUGACACUCGCGUUCUUCAUUCACAACUGCAUCAUCACGCUUAUGAAGAACAACAGACAUCAAGAAAACAAUGUGCGGGACCUGUCGUUGGCUUACCUGCUUGUGGGGUUAACAUACCUGUAUGUGGGCGUGCUGAUCUUUGCUGUCUUUCCAUCACCUCCUCUGUCUAAAGAAUGCAUAGAACCAAACUUUCUGGAUAACUUCCCCAGCAGUGACAUCCUGGUGUUUGUAGCAAGAAUGUUUCUUCUGUUCCAGAUGACCACCGUUUACCCUCUGCUGGGGUAUCUGGUGCGGGUGCAGCUGAUGGGGCAGAUCUUUGGUGAUCAUUACCCGGGUUUCCUCCAUGUGUUUGCUCUGAACAUCCUUGUUGUUGGAGCUGGAGUUCUCAUGGCCAGAUUUUACCCCAAUAUUGGCUCUAUUAUCAGAUACUCGGGGGCGAUGUGUGGUUUGGCUCUAGUGUUUGUUCUUCCCUCUCUGAUACACGUGAUCGCACUGAAGCGGCGAGGUGAGUUACGCUGGCCAUCCGCUGUCUUCCACUGGCUCCUCGUCCUGCUCGGAGUGGCCAAUCUGUUGGGACAGUUCUUCAUGUGACACCCCUGUGCCUUGAAUUUGUCACACGCGGGUUUACUGUAUAGAGUUGAGUUCUCAAUGCGGUUGGGAAUCGUUCCUCUGGUGCUUCUUACAGGACUGAAGUCAUCAUGACACUUGGAUGACUAACUGACUAAUCAAAGUAGCAAUGGGUUUUAUUACAAGGAAAACAAGGCACCAAAAUGUCCUUGUUUAUACAUUUGAAUGGAUUUAAUUAAAGGGAUAGAUUUAUAAUAUUAUCUGUUCUCAUUAGCUUCACAUAAGCUAUUGGAUGCUUUCAUCAGAGAUCUAAUCGUUCUAUCCUUGUUCUUGUUUUUCAUUUACCUGUACAUUUCUUCAUAAUCAAAUCAUAAUGCAUCAUCUUUAUGAUUUGUUUUCUCCCUGAUUUUUAAAUGCUUCAUUAAUUUAGUGAAUGUGGUGACAAACUUUACCCGUGCUAUUCAUGUACCCCUACUAGAUGCAAUAAUGUACUGUAUUUAAUUGCACCCUCAUAUUUUUAUCCUUUUAAACUUUAGUCAGUAUCAUCAUAAAUGUCCUCGUGUAGCAAAAUUACACAGAUCAAGCCAUUUCAGCUGGAAUGACACCACAGUUAGUGUGCAAUAUAAACAUACCUCAAAGGUCUUCCAGGACCCAGGUUUAACUGUGACAGUGUUGUGAGUGGUGUUGUGUUCAUGUAUUGAGAUUAUGCUUGUACAGUUAAUGGAUGCAUAAAGGGAAGCAAAAGUGUCUAGAUUCAGUUACAGGUUAAAUGUUCAUGAUAACCAUUUCUUGUUGCCUUUGAUUGUUUGAUAUUGUGUUUGUUACUCUUCUGCAGAAUCAGAAUGUACUGAUGCAUUCUAAAUGAAUUCGUGCCACUUUAUUAACUAUAUGCACAUGAAUGUGGGAGGCUUCGAUUUGCACACAUCUGUGGGAUUCCAAAGCUUGUCAAUUUUUAAGCAUUUGUAAAUAUCAUUUUCUGUCUAAAAGUCCUAUGUUCUUGUGUGUGCUUUUAUAAAAAAUAAAAGGGAAAUUGUUGCAACUUC